UCACAAUCAGAAGGUCCAGAUGCACAUGUUGGAUCUGAUGAGUUCUAUAAUAAUGGAGGGAGACUGUCUCACACAGGAACUACUGGACACCAUCCUGAUCAACCUGAUACCUGCUCACAAGAACCUGAAUAAGCAGGCGUACGACUUGGCCAAGACUCUGCUGAAGAGGACCGUUCAGACCAUAGAAACAUGUAUCGCAAACAGUAACGACGGAGAAGAGCGUCUAGCUGUGGUCAGACUGCUGGCCAAGCUGUUUGGAGCCAAAGACUCAGAACUGGCCACUCAGAACAGACCGCUGUGGCAAUGCUUUCUGGGACGGUUCAAUGACAUCCAUGUCCCAGUGAGGCUUGAGUCGGUCAAGUUCGCUUCCCACUGUCUGAUGAACCAUCCAGAUCUGGCCAGAGACCUGACAGAGUUCCUGAAAGUGCGAUCACAUGACCCAGAGGAGGCGAUCCGACACGACGUCAUCGUAACGAUCAUCAACGCCGGGAAGAAAGACUUGAACCUGGUUAACGACCAACUGCUGGGCUUCGUUAGGGAGAGGACCCUGGACAAGAGGUGGAGGGUACGUAAGGAGGCGAUGAUGGGUUUGGCCCAGUUGUUUAAGAAGUAUUGUCUCCAUCAUGAGGCUGGGAAGGAACAGGCCCAGAAGAUCUCCUGGAUCAAAGACAAGCUACUUCACAUCUACUACCAGAACAGCAUCGACGACAAGUUGUUAGUAGAGAAGAUAUUUGCUCAGUACAUGGUUCCUCACAGUCUGGACACUGAGGAGAAGAUGAAAUGUCUCUACUACCUGUAUGCCUGUCUGGAUACCAACGCUGUCAAGUUAGUGUACACACACACACCACACAACACACACACCACACACACCACACACACACACCUCAACACACACCACACACACACACCACACACACACACCACACACACCACACACACACACCACACACACACACCACACACACCUAACCAGGGCUUUUUUGGGUUAAAUGGUGUAGUGGCGUCGUCGUGGGGUGUAGUGGCGUCGUCGUGGGGUGUGGUGGCGUCGUCGUGGGGUGUGGUGGCGUCGUCGUGGGGCGUGGUGGCGUCGUCGUGGGGCGUGGUGGCGUCGUCGUGGGGCGUGGUGGCGUCGUCGUGGGGCGUAGUGGCGUCGUCGUGGGGCGUGGUGGAGUCGUCGUGGGGCGUGGUGGCGUCGUCGUGGGGUGUGGUGGCGUCGUCGUGGGGUGUGGUGGCGUCGUCGUGGGUUGUAGUGGCUUCGUCGUGGGUUGUAGUGGCGUCGUCAUGGGGUGUAGUGGCGUCGUCAUGGGGCGUCGUCAUGGGGCGUCGUCGUGGGGUGUAG
Oncorhynchus nerka (sockeye salmon) is the source of this 1339-nucleotide messenger RNA. Its product is annotated as sister chromatid cohesion protein PDS5 homolog A-like. The transcript has 8 exons. The coding region runs from base 20 to 1339 and encodes 439 amino acids. The record is from RefSeq and is a predicted model, not a curated record. Lineage: Eukaryota; Metazoa; Chordata; Actinopteri; Salmoniformes; Salmonidae. Gene Ontology annotation, cellular component: chromatin; nucleus. Gene Ontology annotation, biological process: mitotic sister chromatid cohesion; DNA repair.